Molecule: messenger RNA, 1506 nt
Organism: Propithecus coquereli (Coquerel's sifaka)
Lineage: Eukaryota; Metazoa; Chordata; Mammalia; Primates; Indriidae
Gene: PLXDC1
Product: plexin domain containing 1
Exons: 14
Coding region: 1-1506 (501 amino acids)
Source: RefSeq, a predicted model, not a curated record
AUGCGGGGCGAGCUCUGGCUCCUUGUGCUGGUGCUCAGGGAGGCUGCCCGGGCGCUGGGCCCCCAGCCCGGAGCAGGUCCUGAUGAAGGCCCAGGCUCUGGAUGGGCUGCCAAGAGGACCACAAAGAGCUGGAAUCGGAGAGCCCGAGAGAGCCCUGGGCAGGUGUCGGAGCCGGACAGGACCCAGCUGAGCCAGGACCUGGGAGGGGGCACCCUGGCCAUCGACACACUGCCAGAUAACGGGACCAGGGUGGUGGAGGACAACCACAGCUACUAUGUGUCCCGUCUGUACGGCCCCGGAGAACCCCGCAGCCGGGAACUGUGGGUGGACGUGGCUGAGGCCAACCGGAGCCAAGUGAAGGUCCACAGAAUACUCUCCAACACCCACCGGCAGGCUUCGAGAGUGGUCUUGUCCUUCGAUUUCCCUUUCUACGGGCAUCCGCUGCGACAGAUCACCAUAGCAACUGGAGGCUUCAUCUUCAUGGGUGACGUGAUCCAUCGGAUGCUCACGGCUACACAGUACGUGGCCCCCCUCAUGGCCAACUUCAACCCUGGCUACUCCGACAAUUCCACGGUUGCUUACUUCGACAACGGGACAGUCUUUGUUGUUCAGUGGGACCAUGUCUACCUCCAAGGCCGGGAGGACAGGGGCAGCUUCACCUUCCAGGCAGCUCUGCACCGUGAUGGCCGCAUUGUCUUCGGCUACAAAGAGAUCCCUAUGUCUGUCCUGGAGAUCAGCUCCUCCCAGCACCCUGUCAAAGCAGGCCUGUCAGACGCCUUCAUGAUUCUCAACCCAUCCCCGGACGUGCCAGAAUCUCGGCGAAGGACCAUCUUCGAAUACCACCGCGUGGAGCUGGACCCCAGCAAGGUCACCAGCAGGUCAGCUGUGGAGUUCACCCCGCUGCCAACCUGCCUGCAGCAUCGGAGCUGCGACGCCUGCAUGUCCUCGGACCUGACCUUCAACUGCAGCUGGUGCCAUGUCCUCCAGAGAUGCUCCAGUGGCUUUGACCGCUACCGCCAGGAGUGGCUGGCCUACGGCUGUGCCCAGGAGGCGGAGGGCAGGACGUGCGAGGAAUUCCAGGAUGACGACCACUACUCGGCCUCCCCUGACAGCUCCCUCGGCCCCUUUGAUGAAGACCUGGCCACCACCAGCCCCUCCUCUCUUGUCAUCGACAGCCUCACCACGGAAGAUGACACCAAGUUGAAUCCCUAUGCAGGAGGAGAUGGCCUUCAGAACAACCUGUCCCCCAAGACAAAGGGAGCCCCCAUGCACCUGGGCGCCAUCGUGGGCAUCGUGCUAGCGGUCCUCCUGGUGGCAGCCAUCAUCCUGGCUGGGAUUUACAUCAGCGGCCACCCUACCUCCAAUGCCGCCCUCUUCUUCAUUGAGCGGAGACCUCACCACUGGCCGGCCAUGAAGUUCCGCAACCACCCCAGCCACUCCACCUACACGGAGGUCGAGCCCUCGGGCAGAGAGAAGGAAGGCUUCGUGGAGGCCGAGCAGUGCUGA